AUGAAGGACUUCCCGUAUAAAUCGCUCGACCGCAACAUGGACCGACCGUUCCGCAGGCUGGAACUGCUCCCAGGAACUGGCCAGAUCAAUUGCAAGCUGCAGCACGUCUUUUUAGCCGACAAUCCACAAUAUGAAGCAAUAUCCUACCACUGGGGUCCGACUCGCUCCGAAUUCACGCAUGAAAUAGUAUGCGACGGCCUCAGGUCGAAGAUCACAGAAAGUCUACACUGCGCCCUGAUGCGCUUUCGGAAACCGGAUGCGUCUAGAUUUCUGUGGGCAGACCAGAUCUGCAUAAACCAAGACGACAAGAACGAACGGGCAUUCCAAGUCAGCAUGAUGCGCGAGAUAUACGAGAACGCCGACCAGACGCUGAUAUGGCUGGGAAACAAGGAGCCCAAUCAGAAAAAUGACGACCCGGACGAGGCCUUUAAACUGUUGGAAACACUGGCGACUGCACACGACAAGCGACGAGCGCGCACACCGCCCGACAAACGAACACUUUUCGAGCUUUCACGCGCAGAGGUCACCGAACUGGCCUUGCCUUCCGUGAUAUCAGCCCCUGUUUGGAAAGCGGUUUGGCUGAUCCUAUCGCGGAAGUGGUUCCACCGCCUCUGGGUGAUUCAGGAAGUCACCGUGUCGAAACAGGUAGUCGUACACUGUUCGCACUCGGAGAUCGCGUGGUCGCGGCUGGUUGCUGCUACCACCUGCGCCUUCGAAUUGGCCGGCGUGCUCCACAUGCUGGGCAACUAUUCGACCUUCGGCGCGUCGGUGGAGAACGUACGGAAAGCAAGACUGGACGGAAAACCCAAGAGUCUGACGAGCAUGCUCAUUGAAUUCUCGCACUACGGAGCUUCGGAUCCAAGAGACAAGGUCUUCUCCCUUCUCGGCCUGGCGUCGGCGCAAGAUCGCAAGCUCGUCGAGAUUGACUACAGAUCGCCACCCGAGACGACUUAUCUCAACACCACGGUGGCUAUUCUCAGGCAGUCUCGAAAUUUGGACAUCCUUUGCGCGGUGAACAGGAAUUCUGAAAAGGAAGCAGAGGUACAAAAUCCGAAAUUGCCAACCUGGGUCCGCGACUACAAGGAUUCGCCGAUUCCAACAGCGCUGUGUUUGAUGCCAUGGCACAACAUAAGCAGCAGGCCGAGAAUGGAACGGGGUCCCAGAUUCAGGGCUGCCUGCCUUUCACAGUCGGAACCUACUUUCUCGGAUGACCUGAAAAAGCUCAGCUUGAAGGGCUUUGUGCUGGACACUGUUGCCACGACGGCGCUUCCUCAGCAUCCGCCUCGCGUAAAUCAAGUAAGAGGAUUGAUUCCAGCAAGGAAAGCCCUGAAAGACGGAACCAGAUUUCUGGAAGCCCUUGCGGACUGGAAAUCGCUUAUCAUGGCUCACGGCCCGAAAUACAAUACUGGGGAGGACACCGACGAUGUGUAUUGGCAGAUCCUCAUUGGUGGAUGUUCCGAGGAAGAGCGCGAUGACGUCCGGAAUGAAUGGCAUGCCUUGAGGGGAGACACCACUUAUAUUCACGGAAUCAUGUAUGGGGAGGCGUAUGAGGACCAAAAGUGCGAGACCAUAGCGCUCAUUUAA
Lasiodiplodia theobromae is the source of this 1584-nucleotide messenger RNA. RefSeq lists its product as uncharacterized. The record is from RefSeq and is a predicted model, not a curated record. Bases 1 to 1584 code for a protein of 527 amino acids. NCBI's taxonomy places the organism in Eukaryota, Fungi, Ascomycota, Dothideomycetes, Botryosphaeriales, Botryosphaeriaceae. The transcript is spliced from 2 exons.